AAAAAAGUUAUGGAAAAACUUUUUACCGGAACUAGCUAAUAGUCUAAAUAGUAUUAUCUUUAAAUAUUUAAUUCUUUACCAACAAAUUUAAUCAAAUAAAUAUUAAAGUAAAGUGGUUUUUAAGUAGUAUCCGGAGAAGCAUCAGCAAUGGGUCGCUUUAAAAUAUAUGAUCCAAAAAAAGUGGUAAAGAUUUUAAAUGAUAACAACUAUGCUAAAUGUUUGCUCUGUGAAAAGAAGUUAAAAAAUGUUAUGGGAAAUAUAAAAAGACACUACGAGCAAAUACACAAUAUUAAGCUAGAUGCAAAUUCGAAUAAAAAAAGGUCGAAGAGAAAAUCAAGGAGAUAUAAAGAGGAAGAUGAAGCUAAAUUGCCCCUAACACCCGAUGAAAACAAGCGAACUGCAUCAUUAAUUAUUAAAAUAGAUAAAAACGAAAACUCCUAUGCUUUGGCAAAACCCGACAAUACAAACAUUAUACCAACAUCAUUAAAAGGCAGGAAAAAUAGUGGUUUCAACAGCAAUACGAUUACUAACACUUCAAAGGAGGUUCAACUUAAUGAGAUUUCUCUAAAACCGAAAAGUGUUUCUCAGGAUAAGGUUUUAAAUAACAGCAAAACGGUUAUAGUAGCCAAUACAACUGAAGAAGAAGUAGAAAUAAAUUCGUUAAUUGAAGGUGUACUAAUAUCUAGGAAAAAUAAAUCAAAACUACAAAAUGAUAAACCAAUAAUCGAAGAACAACUGCCAGAAAACAACCCCACCCACAAAAAAAUUAAACUAAAUGAUAAAAACAAUGAAAUUCCGAAUACUAAUACGGAACUACAACGAGAUACCAACUAUAAUUCGUACAUAAAUAAUGUUCAAAUGACUUCAAUGGACUCAUGUCAUCAAGAUGAGUUGUUAAAAUGUGUUGUAGAAAUAAAAGCAGAACUCAAUAUACCUUUAAGAAAUUUUCAAGAAGGAAACACUUUUCAAGUGGCUCUGGAGUCUUCGAAACAAAAUGUUAAGCUUCAAUAUAGUUCGCAAACAAUUGGUGAACACAUGGACAAAAUGGACCGUCAACUACGUCAGAAAAUAACUGAAAUUGUAGCCAAUAGAUUAAUAUAUCUUAAACUUGACAUUGCUAGUAACAAGGAAAGCAAUUUAAUGUUGAUAAACAUUCAAUUUAUUAAAGAUUUCGAAAUUAAAGUAUUUACACUAAGAGCUCUGGAAUUACAAAAUGAUCAUUUAGCCACUUAUCUAAAGGAAAAGGUAUUAGAAACUUUGGAAUCUUAUAAAAUAGAUAUUAGUCGGGUAUAUUCCAUAACAAAAGACAAUGCUAAUAAUAUCAAAGAAUCUCUUAAACUUAAGGAGGAUAAUACAGAAAAUUCCACAAUAAAAAAAGAAAGAGAUGAUGAAGCAAAUGUUCAUACCCUAACUAGUGAAUAUUGUCAACAUUUGUGUGAACAAUUUCCCGGCCAUGCUAUACAUUUUGUAGCUUGUGAUAUAAUAAAACAGUUAAAUGAAAAUAUCAGUCAGAGUCGAGAUUCCGCCAAGAGUCUAUUCCUGCAAAUGUCUCAGUUAAAUAUAAAACCCCUGCCUAUGCUUGACAACAACAUCAGUUGGUUUUCCAUAUACGAUAUGAUUAAAUCUUUACUAAAUGUACGCGAGAAAAUCGAAAGUAAUAGUUCAUUGUUGGUAGAAGUAGAUUGGAACUUUGCCACAAAGUUUGAAGAAAGUUUUAGGCCAAUUGUCGAUAUUGCCCUUAUGCUACAAUCUAAUAAUCACUUUAUAAUGGGAGAUCUCUACAGGGAAUGGUUGCUGUGUGAGAUUGAAUUGGAAGAGUUGUCGGUUAGUAAUGAAUUGGCUUUGUAUUUGCUGGAAGCAAUGGGUAAUCGUAAAAGAGAUUUAUUUAAAAAUACCACAUUUUUGGCUGCCUUAUAUUUGGAUCCACGAUUUUGUUAUAUAGCAACGAUGCACUUGAAUGAUCAGCAAAAAGAAAUGGCAGUAACUCAAUUACUGCAAAUAUUCAAUAAAUUAAAACGUAUACAGGAAAAUGAAAAUAUCGUUACUUCGUGUUCAAAACACUCCGAUCGCUAUACAAAACUGGAGAACAAUAUAGCAGCCACAAGUAAUAUGGCAACGAUCUCAACUAAUCAUUUAGCUACUUUAAAUAAUGUCGACUGUCAAUGGGUCAGGGAAGCCCUAGAAUCAUUGCAAUUUGAAGAAAGGCUUCCCUUCAAUACCAAUAUUUUGGAUUAUUGGAAAAUGGCGAAAUAUAAAAAUCCCAUACUAGCAAAAAUAGCGGAAAUAGCUUUGGCAGCGCCUGCUACACAAGCCACCAUCAACCGAGUAAUACAUGCCUGGUCAAUAACGCUAAUGAAACGUAAUAAUAAUAUAAGCUCAGAUAAUAUAGAAACUAUUUUAUUGCUUAAAUUGAAUCAGGAUUUAGUUGAUAAAAUAUCAUUAGGAAAAUAACACAUUUAAUUAUUAUCAUUUUUUAAAACUGUUUUGAUAUUUAGCUUUAGUUGCAUCUUAAAAUUGUACACAAUUAUAUACACACAUGGACAAAAGUGAUCGUCACCUAACAUAUUUUAUGUUUGGAGGUCCACCACGUGCAGAAAAAUAUUCGAACACAAAAUUUAAGAACUGGGAAUGAUUUUAGAACAUAUUUAUUUCAUUUUAAUUGAAUAAAAACUUAAAAUAAAUGAUUAUGGCGAU
Molecule: messenger RNA, 2694 nt
Organism: Calliphora vicina (urban bluebottle blowfly)
Lineage: Eukaryota; Metazoa; Arthropoda; Insecta; Diptera; Calliphoridae
Product: putative leucine-rich repeat-containing protein DDB_G0290503
Exons: 2
Coding region: 148-2451 (767 amino acids)
Biological process (GO): regulation of transcription by RNA polymerase II
Cellular component (GO): nucleus
Molecular function (GO): protein dimerization activity
Source: RefSeq, a predicted model, not a curated record